AUGUCUUUCAACCAAAUCUCCUGCAAGAAGCGACCAACUGUCAGCAGUGGCAGUGGCGGAGGAGGAUAUUGGACUAAAGGGCUAAGCAGUCACUCUAAAUUUCGUGGAAAUAUGAAAUUCCCUGUUUGCCCACCUGGUGGAAUCCAGCAGGUUACUAUCAAUUCACAACUUCUGCUACCACUUGAUCUGGCUAUAGAUCCAACAAUCCAGAAAGUAAAAGCAGAGGAAAGAGAACAAAUUAAAACUCUCAACAACACGUUUGCUACUCUUCUUGACAAGGUCAGAUUUAUGGAACAGCAAAACAAGGUCCUGGAAACAAAAUGGAAACUGUUGCAGGAACAGGGCACUAAGGGCACCACCAAAAGUGCCAACCUAGACCCCCUGUUUGAGAAAUACAUUGCCGACCAGAAGAGAUAUUUAGAUAAUUUAAUAAAUGGAAAGAGCCGUUUGCAGCAUGAACUGAAGAAUAUGCAUGAUCGUGUAGAGCAAUAUAGGAAAAAAUUUGGAGAUGAAAUUAACAAUCGUACAAAAGCAGAAAACGAUUCAGUGGUAUUUAAGAAGGAUGUUGAUGCAGCCUGCACGGUUAAUAUAGAACUUGAGGCCGAGGUGGAUGCUCUGACAAGCAAAAUCGACUUCUUAACAAAUCUUUAUGCUGUGGAAUUGUCACAGGUACAUGAUCAAGUCAAUGACACCUCAGUCCUGACUAUGGAUAACGACCUGUAUAGUCUCAUUAACGAAGCUGAAUAUCAGUAUGAGCAAAUUGCACAAAGAAGCAAAUUGGAAGCUGAAGCAUUGUUCCAUAAUCAGUACAAGGAACUGCAGAAAACAGUUGAAGGAAAUAGUACGAUCUUAAAGAAUUCCAAGACUCAAAUAGCAGAUCUGAACAGUAAGAUUCGGAAGCUGAAGGCUGAAAUUGAAAAUGUCAAGAAGCAGAUUACAGCUCUGAAUCAAUCCAUUGAUGGGAAAAAGAAACGUGGGAACCUUGCUCUCGAGGACGCAGAAAAGAAACUUAAGGAUCUUGAAGAUGCUGAAAACAAACUUACAGAGUACAUGGCUCACCAGCUUAAAGAAUACCAAGAACUUCUGUCUUAUAAGCUUACACAAGACUUUGUAGUUGCCACUUACAGAAAGAUGCUGGAAGGAGAAGAGGGCAGGAUAUCUGAUAGCAACAAUUACAGCCUAUCUGCACUCAGCGGAGAUUCAGGUGUAUACAGUGCUGGUGGAAUAGGAGGCAUGGGAGGCGAAAUGGGAAUUGCAAGUGGCAUGGGAGAUGGAAUGGGAUCAAGAUACAGUGGUGGGUAUGGCCAUGGAGGUAAUGGUGGUUCCCUGCACAGAGGAGGUUCAUUCAAACGUAUUGGACGCAGAAUUCCAGUGGCUUUUAGAGGUGGAAUAGUUGGAAAGGGAAAUUUAGGUGGCAUUGGAUCUGGUCGCAGUCCAAAUGACCAUGAAAUAAGCUUUGGAGCUAAAGGAAUGGAAUAGGAAGCUGGUUCCAUG
This is a messenger RNA of Xenopus laevis (African clawed frog), 1494 nucleotides long. It is a transcript of the gene krt78.5.L, whose product is annotated as keratin 78, gene 5 L homeolog. The record is from RefSeq and is a predicted model, not a curated record. NCBI's taxonomy places the organism in Eukaryota, Metazoa, Chordata, Amphibia, Anura, Pipidae. Gene Ontology annotation, cellular component: keratin filament. Gene Ontology annotation, molecular function: structural constituent of skin epidermis; structural molecule activity. The transcript has 9 exons. The coding region runs from base 1 to 1479 and encodes 492 amino acids. Gene Ontology annotation, biological process: keratinization; intermediate filament organization.